This is a messenger RNA of Colletotrichum spaethianum, 858 nucleotides long. RefSeq lists its product as uncharacterized. The record is from RefSeq and is a predicted model, not a curated record. The transcript has a single exon. NCBI's taxonomy places the organism in Eukaryota, Fungi, Ascomycota, Sordariomycetes, Glomerellales, Glomerellaceae. Bases 1 to 858 code for a protein of 285 amino acids.
AUGCGCCGGCUGGCCGAUAUCCACGACUGGAUUGACGAGGAGGUCGACCUCCGCCGACUGGCUGCAAUCCACGACUGGCUGUGGAUGGUGGGUCGGCCCAUGCCACCCCGUGCGCUCCACCAGCAGCGCCUGCUCAACCGCGAGAUCGCGAUCACCGAGAAGCUGGACCUGCACCUGGUGUGGACGACCGGACGCAUCUUCAUCAAGCCUCUUCCGCGCUUCUUCCUCGAGCCGCGCUUCUGGGAGAGAUUCCUCCGUUGUCACACAGUGCUAGUCCCCAACACAAACUCAUGUAGAUGUAGCGGCCGGCGGGAACGCGCGCUUGGCUUCCUCUUCUCGUACGCGGCCCUCAUAGCACAUGAGAGCGACUUUCAUAUUGCCAAGGCGACGCACCUUAUUCCCGAAGAGGUACAGUGGUCGGCGUGGCGGACGGCCAUGCGGCAAUUUCUGGGGACCUCGCCCAUCUACCCCUGGAUUGACCCCCGCUUUUACUACGGGGAGCUCCGCCUCAGCCGGCUCAACAAGAUCUACUUCUUCUGGAAGACCCCGCUCCGCGGCUACGAGUCUCGCUGGAACCAGUACGGCUCGUUCUUCCAGGACAACUUCACCUGGCUGGCCAGCUCGACCGUUUACAUCGCUGUUGUGCUGACGGCGAUGCAGGUUGGCCUCGCGACGGAGGUUCUCCAGGGCAAUCAAGCCUUCCAGUCGGCCUCGUACGGCUUUACCAUCUUCUCCGUCGUGGGGCCUCUGGCCGCUGCAGGUCUGGUCAUGGUUGUGUUCUGCUACAUGUUCAUCGGUAAUUGGGUGGCUACACUACAGUAUAGUAGGGUGAGGUUGGAAAGGAUUAAGGGUCGGUAA